AUGAGCCAACAACCCACAAUUAGCAAGUUUUUCAAAUCUGUGAAAAAAAGUAAUCAAAUAAUAUCUAAUGCUAAAGCUGUCAGAAAAAUUGAGAAAAGUACUACACCAUCAUUAAAUGUAGAAGUGAUAGAUGAUGAGGAGGAUGAGGAUUAUACUCAAGAAAAGAAGGGAUUUAAUGAUGAUAUACCUAAGAAUGAAGUGUCAAAGUCCGUACCAAUAAUCGAAGAUUUAACUAAUAAUAACUGUCAUAAUAUAGAUAUCACCGAGGUAUCUGGUGGCAAAUUAGAAAAUAGCAACGAAUCAACUUCAGUUAAAAAUAAAGAUGAUCAUGGUACUAUUUUUAACUCUGAAAUAGAUAAUAAAAAUCGCAAGAAGGGCACUUCAGGCUCCAAAAAUUUACUUCAUUCUAAAAAGAGAGAGAAGUGCUCAAUAGUCAUUGAAGAAAACCCUAACAAAAAGUUUAAGCUGGAUGCUCCAAUUUACAAACGUAAGUCAAAGUUAUCAACAUCAGCCAUUAUAUUAAACGACAAAUCUGAUACGUACUCUUUAGCAACUGUGAAAUCAACUGCAAAAUUAACUGCAAAAUUAACUGCAACAUCAAAGCUAACUCCAUUAGAUCAGCAGGUCAAGGAUUUAAAAAUAAAUAAUAUGGAUAAAGUUCUCGUAAUUAGGGUAGGAUAUAAAUACAAAUGUUUUGCCGAAGAUGCGGUAAAGGUGAGUAAUAUUUUACAUAUAAUGCUAGUACCUGGAAAACUAACUAUCGAUGAAUCUAAUCCAAAAGAUUCGGAACAUAAGCAAUAUGCUUAUUGUUCUUUUCCAGAUACUAGGUUGAAUGUGCAUUUAGAAAGACUGGUUCGCAAUAAUUUAAAAGUUGGUGUUGUGGAACAAUUCGAAACAACAGCAAUAAAAAAGUUAUCUUCUACAUCUAAUAAGAGCUCAGUUUUUGAAAGGAGAAUCGCGAAUACUUAUUCAAAGGCAACGUUUGGUAUUAAUACACCAUUUAAAUGUGAAGGAAAGCAUGUAAUUGGUAAUCUAAAUAGUAUUUGGUGUAUAUCAAUUGAAAAUAUAUCCAAUACUCUAAAUAACUAUAAAUUAUUUUCAGUGAAUCUAAAUAGUGGUGAAAUUAUUUACGAUACAUUUGAAGAAUUCCCAAAAAACCCGCAACAACUUUUAACAAGGAUUAAAUACUUACAGCCGGUUGAGAUUAUAACUUUAAAGGGGUCUUUGGAUAUUAAACUGUUUGAAAAGGAUACUAUAACAAUAAUUAAUAAAUCUGAAGAUGAAUAUAAUUCAAUCAUUCCUAAUGAGAAAUUAGAUACUUUCUUAGUAGAAAAUAAAAUUGAAGAGAAAACUAUAGAGAAUUCUUCAGUCAUUUUACAAUUUUUAUAUGACUAUCUGCAACAAUAUAAUAACCAAGAUAUUUUACUAAUUAAAGAUAAUUAUAAAUCAUUUGUAUCAACACAACAUAUGCUUCUCAGUUCGAAAACAAUAGAUACGUUAGAUAUAUUUUCCAAUAAUGGAAGCAAGGGAUCUCUCUAUUGGAUAUUAGAUCAUACCAGGACACCUUUUGGAUCAAGAACACUACUAGAUUGGAUAUCUAGGCCACUUUUAAAUGCCGAAGAGAUAAAUGAUAGGCUUGAUGCUGUUGAAUGUAUGAAAAAUAUAAUUUCACAACAUUUUUUUGAAUCAAUCGGCAAUCUUCUGAAAGGGAUGCCAGAUUUGUUACGUGCUUUGAAUAGGAUUGCUUAUGGUUCGAUUUCGAAGAAAGAAUUAUAUUUUUUUCUAAAGCAAUUCAAUAUGUUGGAAGAGUUACUUGACUUACAUUCAGAUUUUAUUGAAAGAGAAAUUUUAUCAAGCACUAACUCUAUUAAAUCUGAUAUGAUUCGAAAUAUAUUUAUCUCUAUCAAUUUAAGAAUUAAAGAAACUAGCAUUUCCAACUUAUUAUCCAUGAUUAAUGUUUCUUCUGUGCUUGAUAAAUCAGUUGAAAAGCAAACAUUAGAAUUUUUUAAUUUAAAUAACUACGAUAAUCCUGAUAAAAUCAUUCAAAGGCAAAGAGAUAUUGAAGGCAUUAAGUCUGAGUUAGAUGAAGAAUUGAAAAUUAUCCGUAAGCAAUUAAAAAGACCUCAUUUGAAUUAUAAAGAUGAGAAAGACUAUCUAAUUGAAGUCCGCAAUAGUCAAGUUAAGGGUUUGCCAUCUGACUGGAUAAAAAUAAGUUCUACAAAAAUGGUCGGUAGGUUUCAGACACCUAAUGUAACUAAGUUAUUAGAGAGACUACAAUACCAGAAAGAUAUGUUACAACUUGAUUGUGAGCAGGAAUACUCUAGAUUUGUUGAUAUUAUUAACAAAAAGUAUCCGCUUCUUAGAGAUAUUAUCAAUAAUCUUGGGGUAUAUGAUUGUAUAUUAGCUCUUGCGGCAGUCUCUUGUAAUGUAAAUUACACUAGACCUAUUAUUAAUGAUAAAUAUCAACACAUUAUUGGGAAAAAUUCAAGAAAUCCAAUUGUUGAAUCCUUAGAUAUAAAAUACGUUCCAAAUGAUAUCAAUAUUACGUCAACUAAUGCUAUUAAUAUUAUCACUGGACCAAAUAUGGGUGGGAAAUCAACAUAUAUUAGACAAGUUGCAUUGUUAGUGAUACUUGCACAGGUUGGAUCUUAUGUUCCAGCAGAUUUUCUUGAGUUAAGUAUAUUUGAUAAUAUUUCCACUAGAAUAGGUGCAUAUGACGAUCUUAUUAGAGGUGAAUCCACAUUUAUGAUUGAAUUGAAUGAAAUUAAAGAGAUUUUAGAUACAUACUCUAGUAAAUCGUUACUUUUAUUGGAUGAAGUAGGACGAGGUACAUCCACUAUUGAUGGUAAAGCAAUCUCAUCAUCACUAAUAAAAUAUUUUAUAGAGACACAAGAUUGUCCAUUAAUCUUCUUUACAACUCACUAUCCUGUUCAAGACAUUUCUAGUUCAACUAUAAAGAACUAUUUUAUGGAUUAUAUUGAAGAAAUGAAGCCAGGAGAAACCUGGAGAAGUAUCACUUUUCUUUACAAGUUAAAAAAUGGUAUAUCAGAGGGCUCCUUUGGUUUGAAUGUUGCUAAGCUGGCGCAAAUCAAUGAGAAGAUUUUAACUAAAGCUCAAGAGCUUUCAGUUUCCAUGAAAACAACAUAUGAACUUAACUCUGAUUUAGAAUUAUUAAUGGCUUUAAAAAGGAUAUUACACCAAGAUAGAUUAUCAGCUAGUGAAAAGUUUUCUCAUUUAUUGGAUAUUGAUAACUCAGAUGAUAUUUAA
Henningerozyma blattae CBS 6284 is the source of this 3267-nucleotide messenger RNA. RefSeq names its product mismatch repair protein MSH3 (gene MSH3). Bases 1 to 3267 code for a protein of 1088 amino acids. NCBI's taxonomy places the organism in Eukaryota, Fungi, Ascomycota, Saccharomycetes, Saccharomycetales, Saccharomycetaceae. Gene Ontology annotation, cellular component: nucleus; MutSalpha complex. The record is from RefSeq and is a predicted model, not a curated record. Gene Ontology annotation, molecular function: ATP binding; mismatched DNA binding; ATP-dependent DNA damage sensor activity. The transcript has a single exon. Gene Ontology annotation, biological process: mismatch repair.